GCGGGGCGGCGGCGGGGCCGCCUCCCCCCCCGGCUCCCCCUCACCCGGCGCCGGCGCCUCACCCCAACAUCAGGGCCUUGCCGCCACAGCCGCCCCAGCAAAUCCCCCGAGGUCCUGUCCAGCAGCCCCUGGAGGAUCGGAUCUUCACCCCGACCGUCUCGGCCGUGUACAGCACUUUUAUCUCCACACAGGUAACACAAGUAGCAAGACAACCGGGUCCUCCUGCCCCAUCCCCUUACACUGCACAUGAAAUAAAUAAGGGACACCCAAAUCUUGCUGCAACGCCACCGGGACAUGCAUCGUCCCCUGGGCUCUCACAGGCUCCUUAUCCCUCAGGACAGAAUGCAGCUGCCACCACGCUGGUGUACCCUCAAGCCCCUCAGACAAUGAACACGCAGCCUCAGACCCGCUCGCCGUUUGCAGCGGGGCCUCGACCUGCCCAUCACCAGGGAGGAUUCAGACCUAUACAGUUUUUUCAGAGGCCUCAGAUCCAGCCUCCAAGAGCCACCAUCCAGAACAGCAGCCCCUCCAUCCGUCCCGGAGCGCAGACCCCGACUGCCGUGUACCAAACCAACCAGCACAUCAUGAUGGUGAACCACCUGCCAAUGCCCUACCCGAUGCCUCAGGGCCCCCAGUACUGUAUCCCACAGUAUCGUCACAGUGGCCCCCCGUACGUCGGGCCACCGCAGCAAUAUCCUGUGCAGCCACCAGGACCAGGACCCUUCUAUCCAGGCCCAGGUCCUGGGGAGUUCCCCAAUGCCUACGGAACACCCUUCUACCCCAGCCAGCCCGUGUACCAGUCUGCACCCAUCAUUGUGCCUACGCAGCAGCAGCAGCCGCCGCCUGCCAAGAGAGAGAAGAAAACGAUCCGAAUCCGGGAUCCAAACCAGGGAGGCAAAGACAUAACAGAAGAAAUCAUGUCUGGAGGGGGCAGCAGGAACCCCACCCCCCCCAUCGUCAGACCCAGCUCCACCCCGACUCCACCUCAGGCUGACGCUGCUGUCCCUCCCCCCCAGCAGGUGCCCAGCCAGCUCCCCGAGCCCGUUCCCCCGGCGCUGGGGGCCCUGGAGAGCUCCCACCCCUCCGGCAGCGCCGCCGGCAGCGCGGCCCCCGCCUCCAGACAAGAAGAGAAGCCAAAACCAGAUCCAGUAUUAAAACCACCUUCUCCAGUCCUCAGACCAGAACCUGCUGGGGAGAAGAAAGAUCAAGCCGGGCAGACGACCGAGGCCCCCCCGUCAGUGGAGACCCCAGCAGAAGCUCCUCGUGCUCCAUCCCCGGCCCCGGCCGCUCCGGUGGCCGCUGUCCCCGCGGCCCCCAGAGCCCCGCCCGCGGCUGACCCGGAGGACAACCGUGAACUGGCCUUGUCCAGAGAGGAGGCGAUGCCAACCCCCAGUGCCACAGCCUGCCCGGAGCCAGCGGCGCCUCCCGCUGCGGACGAGCCCGGUGCGGAGGCGUGCGCGGAGCCCAGCGGUGCCGCAGCAUCCCCCGGGGACGCCCCGGGGCCGCUGCCGCCCGCGCCCGCUGCCGCCGNNCCCGCGCCCGCUGCCGCCGGCGACACGGGCAGCGCCGGGGCCGCGGCCGAGCCCGGGGCAGAGGCGGCCCCGGCGGAAGCUGCAGCAGCGUUGACUGUGGAGGUGGAGCCCACCGAGGCCCCCGAAGCGGAGGUGGAGAGCGCUCCAUCACCUCCCGGUGCUCCUCUCGCUGCUCCCUCGCCUCCUCCCACCCCGCCGCCCACCCCGCCGCCCCCGUCCCCUCCGCUUCCUGUCGCUGCUGUCACCACUACAACUCCUUCUCCACCUCCUCUCCCGUCUCCGAGUGCCCUCCCUGUUGUCCAGGGAGAUUUAGAAGGAGAGGAGAGCACAAGAACUACUCUUAGUGAAGAGGUAAAAGAUGUUGAAAAGAAGGAAGAGACAGAAGCAGAUGGGCAGCUGGAGGAGAGCCCAGAGGCUCUGAGUGUGAACUCAAGCAAGAGUCCUGUCCCAGCCCAAACCGCUGUACCUGCACCAAAGACCUGGAAGAAACCAAAAGACCGGAGCCAAGGCACUGAGGAGGUGACAGAGGCAGAAACAGAGACAAAGGAGGAGGAGGAGGAGCCUUCAGGGGACAAAGUACUUGAAUCCGACCAGGAGAAAAUGAGCCAUGGGCUUCAGGCCGAGAGGGAACCCUCAGAGCUCAAAGCAGCGAGGAGCGUGGAGGAGAACGGGGAGCAGGAGGCAGAGCCGGUGCGGAACGGCGCCGAGAGCGUCUCGGAGGGCGAGGGCACCGACGGCACCUCGGGCUGCACCGAGAGCUCUGGGGAGGGGCCCCUGUACCAGUACAAACCAGAGCAGUGGAAGCCCCUGGACCCGGAGGGGAAGAAGCAAUACGACCGGGAAUUCCUGCUGGAUAUCCAGUUCAUGCCUGCCUGUAUCCAGAAGCCCGAGGGGCUGCCUCCCAUCAGCGACGUGGUGCUCGACAAGGUGAGAGGAGAGCCCAUAAAACAGGUCAGUCAGCCCAAACUGCCGCUGAGGACUCUGGACCCCCGGAUCCUGCCACGAGGCCCCGACUUCACGCCAGCCUUUGCUGAUUUUGGGAGGCAAGCCCCCGGGGGAAGAAACGUGUCUGGAAGUGCCUGCAAAGUGCAGAGCACCCCUGGAUUGCCCUCCCUGGCUCGGUGCGGGCCCCCAUCAUGCCCUCUCUUGGUCUCGCCUCACCCACCAUUGAGGAACCUGCCGAUAGGGUUGUUGAAUGUUGGACCGAGGAGAUCUCAGCCAGGCCAGAGGAGGGAGCCCAGGAAGAUCAUCACUGUGUGUGUGAAGGAGGAUGUGCACCUGAAGAAGGCAGAGAACGCCUGGAAGCCGAGCCUGAAGAGGGAAAACCAAACGGAGGACCCAGAAAAUGUCAAAACCCAGGAGCUGUUCCGCAAGGUACGAAGCAUCUUGAACAAGCUGACGCCCCAGAUGUUCAACCAGCUGAUGAAGCAGGUGACAGACCUGACGGUGGACACGGAGGAGAGGCUGAAGGGAGUCAUCGACCUGGUCUUCGAGAAGGCCAUCGACGAGCCCAGCUUCUCCGUGGCCUACGCCAACAUGUGCCGCUGCCUGGUGACGCUGAAAGUGCCCAUGGCAGACAAACCUGGGAGCACAGUAAAUUUCCGUAAGUUGCUGUUAAAUCGCUGCCAGAAGGAAUUUGAAAAGGACAAGGCUGACGAUGAUGUCUUUGAAAAGAAGCAGAAAGAACUCGAAGCUGCCACCACUCCAGAGGAGAAGACACGGCUCCACGACGAGCUGGAAGAGGCCAAGGACAAAGCCCGGCGGAGAUCCAUCGGCAACAUCAAAUUCAUCGGCGAGCUUUUCAAGCUGAAGAUGCUGACAGAGGCCAUCAUGCACGACUGCGUGGUGAAGCUGCUGAAGAACCACGACGAGGAGUCCCUCGAGUGCCUUUGCCGCCUGCUCACCACCAUUGGCAAGGACCUGGACUUUGAGAAGGCAAAGCCCCGCAUGGACCAGUAUUUUAAUCAGAUGGAGAAGAUUGUGAAAGAGAGGAAAACCUCCUCAAGGAUUCGGUUCAUGCUCCAGGAUGUAAUAGACCUAAGGCUGUGCAACUGGGUGUCACGGAGAGCAGACCAGGGCCCCAAGACCAUCGAGCAGAUCCAUAAAGAAGCCAAGAUUGAAGAGCAGGAAGAACAGAGGAAGGUGCAACAACUCAUGACCAAAGACAAGAGGAGACCAGGUGCUCCACGGGUGGACGAAGGUGGCUGGAACACUGUGCAGGGGGCAAAGAACAGCAGAGUGCUGGACCCCACCAAGUUCCUUAAAAUCACCAAGCCCACAAUAGAUGAGAAGAUUCAGCUCGUGCCUAAAGCCCAGUUGGGCAGCUGGGGGAAGGGCAGCAGUGGUGGAGCCAAGGCAAGCGAGAUGGACUCCUUGCGACCAAGUGCCACAAGUCUGAACAGAUUUUCUGCCCUGCAGCCUCCAGUGUCCCCAGUAUCUGCCUCAUCUGCAUCCUCAGAACUAGAAUCUCGCAGGGCCUUAACGAGUCGUGGGAGCACGGGCAGGGAGAAGAACGACAAACCUCUGCCACCUUCCCUGUCCCGGCCCAACACCUUCCUGAGGGGCAGCAGCAGCAAGGAGCUGCUGCUGGACAACCAGGCCCAGGAGGAGCAGCGCAGGGAGAUGCUGGAGACGGUGAAGCAGCUGACAGGGGCCAUGGAGAUGGACAGGAACAGCAGCGAGGCCGAGAGGAACAAAGCCAAGGAACCUGCCAAGCCAGAAGUUCCCCCAGCUCCAGUGCAAGAAAAGCCUUCGCUAUCAGAAGAGGAAAUAGAGAGAAAAUGCAAAUCUAUCAUUGAUGAGUUCUUGCAUAUUAAUGAUUUUAAGGAGGCCAUGCAGUGCGUGGAGGAGCUGAGUGCCCAGAGCCUGCUGCCCGUGUUCGUGCGCGUGGGCGUGGAGUCCACGCUGGAGCGGAGCCAGAUCACCAGGGAUCACCUGGGCCAGUUGCUACAUCAGCUGGUGCACUCAGGAAAGCUGAGCAAGCAGGAUUUCUUCAAGGGUUUUUCUGAGACCCUGGAGAUGGCGGAUGACAUGGCCAUAGAUAUACCCCAUAUCUGGUUGUACCUGGCUGAGCUGGUGACCCCCAUGUUAAAAGAAGGAGGAAUCUCUAUGAGAGAACUUACACAAGAAUUUAGCAAACCCUUGCUUCCUGUGGGAAGAGCCGGCGUCUUGCUUGCUGAAAUCUUGCACCUUCUAUGCAAACAAAUGAGCCAUAAGAAAGUGGGAGCCUUAUGGAGGGAGUCUGGCCUCAGUUGGAAGGACUACUUGCCCGAAGGGGAGGAUGUACAUACCUUUCUCAUGGAACAGAAGUUGGAGUUCACGGAGUCUGACUGUUCCAGUUCCUCAGAAGCACUUUCAGAGAAAGAACUGUCUGCAGAAGAGCUGAACAAGCAGCUGGAAAAACUCAUUGUUGAGGACAAGGCGAAUGAUGAACAAAUCUUUGAUUGGGUAGAGGCUAAUCUAGAUGAAAGCCAGAUGAGUUCACCUACAUUCCUUAGAGCUUUAAUGACAGCAGUUUGUAAAGCAGCUAUUAUAGCGGACUCUUCCAGCUUCCGAGUGGACACUGCUGUUAUCAAACAGAGGGUGCCCAUCUUACUCAAGUACCUGGACUCAGACACAGAGAAGGAACUACAAGCACUUUAUGCACUACAAGCAUCAAUAGUAAAACUUGAUCAACCUCCUAAUUUGUUGCGGAUGUUCUUUGAUUGCCUGUAUGACGAGGAGGUCAUUUCAGAGGAUGCCUUCUACAAGUGGGAAAGCAGCAAGGACCCGGCGGAGCAGAACGGCAAAGGAGUAGCGCUGAAAUCUGUCACGGCGUUCUUCACGUGGCUACGGGAGGCCGAAGAGGAGUCAGAGGAUAAUUAAAACUUAAAAUACAGAUUUAAAACAAACAAACAAAAAAGAAACAAUUUAAGUAUUUUUUUAAAAAGUUUCACGUCUUCGCCAAUCACAGUGCAGCAAGGCCAAUUCUCUCUCGCAGACCCCCUUGCCCCACACACGCACGAGUGGGAGAGGUAAAACCCGAUAAACACCAAGGUGAUCAUGGAGGCAAAAAGGUACUUGAAAACAAACCCACAAAAGUAAACUUCAAACCUGAGGGCGGGAGCACUAAACCAAAAUACAUGUAUUAUUUAUAGAAAAUAUUUUCUGUUUUAAUCUUUUUCUUUUCUUUUUAAACAAGGACUCAUACUUAGGAAAACAUACAGCGAAACAGAUCUGUUUAGCAAAAACAAGUUGAACACUUUUAAUUUAUUAUUUUAAGGACUGCAAAUGCCAGUGUAAUUUUUAAAUUUGCAGUUUCUGUAAACAAAUUGUAUAAUAGAACAAAAGCAGAGAAAUAAAUUUCCCUCCCCUUCAUACGCACCUCAGUUUUGUUUCAAAGCAUGAUAAAUCAACAAAACUUUGAAGGGGGUUGGGGUGAGCUAGAUGAGGACAAGAUCAAUUUUUUUUUUAUUAUCAUCAGAUUUUUCUGCCUGCCUCUCAGCUUGCUACAGAAAUUUAAAAAGAAAAUAGUAAUCAAACCAUACAUAACCUUGGAUCGGAAGAAAAAUGCAUUUGAGAAAACCGCUGUGGACCAGAGUGCUCCGAAAAUAACUCAUUGAAAACCGUGCUACCCCGGGGAAAAAAGUACUAGUGAUACUUUGAGAACCUUUAGAGCAACUUUAAGGCUUGUAAAUACAUAGAACAAAUAUUUAAAAGAAAAAAAAAAAAAAAAAGAAAGAAA
Passer montanus (Eurasian tree sparrow) is the source of this 6255-nucleotide messenger RNA. It is a transcript of the gene EIF4G3, whose product is annotated as eukaryotic translation initiation factor 4 gamma 3. The transcript has 36 exons. Gene Ontology annotation, molecular function: mRNA binding; translation initiation factor activity; protein binding. NCBI's taxonomy places the organism in Eukaryota, Metazoa, Chordata, Aves, Passeriformes, Passeridae. Gene Ontology annotation, cellular component: eukaryotic translation initiation factor 4F complex. The record is from RefSeq and is a predicted model, not a curated record. Bases 387 to 5396 code for a protein of 1669 amino acids.